Molecule: messenger RNA, 1293 nt
Organism: Triticum turgidum subsp. durum (durum wheat)
Lineage: Eukaryota; Viridiplantae; Streptophyta; Magnoliopsida; Poales; Poaceae
Source: the annotation of a GenBank genome assembly
AUGGAUUGGCCGGCUCUCACUCUCACCAGCUUCACGGCGGUCACAAUCCUUAUCUUCCUACCGUUGAGUGCUUCCGACGAUCGGCUUGUCCCUGGCAGGGCGCUGUCCCCAGGUAACUUCAUCCUCUCCGAUCAUGGUGGAUUCGCCUUGGGCUUCUUCAGCCCCUCCAACUCCACUCCGACCAGCCUGUACCUAGGCAUAUGGUACACCGGCAUCCACGAGCUCACAGUCGUGUGGGUCGCCAAUCGAGAAGCCCCAGCCACCAACACCACUUCCUCUCCACCAACGUUCUCCCUCACCAACACCUCUAAUCUGGUUCUCUUCGAUGGUAAUGGUGGCCGCCGUGUCCUUUGGACAACGACCAACGUGGCCACUGCCGUGGGCUCAUCUACCUCAACGGCAGUGCUUCUGAACACUGGCAACCUCGUUAUUCGGUUGUCAAAUGGCACCAUGUUGUGGCAGAGCUUCGGCCACCACACUGACACAUUCCUCCCUGGCAUGAAGCUACGGAUAAAAAAUAGCACACAUGGCACCGCUGAGCAUCUGGUAUCCUGGAAAGGCCCUAACGACCCUUCGUUGGGGCGCUUCUCCUAUGGCAGUGACCCGAACAGAUCCCUACAAGUAUUCCUAUGGGACGGGGAGCACUCGGUGUCUCGCAGCGCCCCAUGGACAGGGUACCUAGUGAUGAGCCAAAGCCAACAACAACUUGGGGGCGCAAGGGCAACUAACGUCAGCGAUUUUAUCAUCUAUGUGGCCUUCGUCGACAAGGACGAUGAGAUGUACAUCACCUAUAGCCUCUCCGACGGCGCCCCACGCACCAGGUUAGUGCUCACCUACUAUGGCGAGUAUCAGCUCCAGAGUUGGAGCAACAAGUCAUCAGCGUGGGCUGUCCUUUGGAAGUGGCCGUCUGCUGAAUGCAACCGCUACAAUUAUUGUGGCCCAAAUGGAUACUGCGAUGAGACAUCCACCAAGCCUGCCGUGCCAGCAUGCAAGUGUCUCGACGGCUUUGAGCCGACUAACACGGAGGAGUGGACUGCAGGCAGAUUCCCGGCAGGGUGCCAAAGGAAGAAGGCGCCGCGAUGCAGUGACGGAUUCUUAGCCUUGCCGGGGAUGAAGUCACCUGACAUGUUUUCUUCCGUGGGCGGGGACAUGAGUACGUUCGAGGAGUGCACAGCAGAGUGCAGAGUGCAGCCGCAAUUGCUCGUGCGUGGCAUACACGUUCAGCAACCUGAGCACUGGCAGGUCUGGAGGAGACGUGACCAGAUGCUUGGUGUGGAAUGGGGAGUUGGUUGA